CUGGUCUCGGAGCUCUGCUCUCUGACUGGCUAUCGCCACUGGUCCUUUGUGUCCGGCUUCCAUUCACCGCCCCCCCCCCCCCCCCCCCCCCGUUUCUACACUGUCCGUGACCAAGCCAUUAGGUUGCCAGGCGGCACCUCCCUCCUGAAUUUUUAUCUCAGACGCGGCUGUUUCUGGCCUGUCACUUCUGAGGGACUGCGGCUUUGUCCCCGCUCAGACCUUCUGCGGGAGGGUCUCACCGAGCAAUGGCUGGUGCCGGCCGCCCCCAGGAACGUUCUCGAGACCGUGCUGCUGCCGACACCCAGAGACUGUGGACAGGUGCCAGCCCGCCCCAGAAAAAGUUCACGCAGCGUUUCAGGGAUUCUGCAAAAUCACAACUCACAUCUGGAGCCAGGCUUCACCCCCAACAGCCUUGUCCCAGCACUAGCGAAUGUGGUUGUUCUCCUGGGUCCACUGGCCCCUUUGCCUUUGGGGAACCGACACAGCCUCUACCAGGUGUCCUCCCAGCAGGGGAACCGCCUCUCCCCGUGUGGCCCAAGGACCGCCUGGACUUCACUCUGCUCCUGGGGAUUUGCCUUUCCCACCAGAGCACCAACAGGUCAAAACAUAUUGAUAAAGCAAGACUUCCUGCUGAUCUCGCUUCAUCAACUCCAGCCCUCUGCUCUGGAGGUUCUGAGUCCUGUGCCCGGGAACCCAACGGGAACCGGAGGAGAAAGACGAACUCGCCCCGCCUCCCGGGAAGAUGCAGAGCCUCAGGCCUGAGCAGAUCCGGGGGUUGCUGGAGCCCGAGAGGGCCAAGACGCUGCUGCCUCGGGAGAGCAGGGCCUGGGAGAAGCACGCCACCCCCACCAAAGACUGGGUGGCUGUGGAGGUCGGGGCCACCGGCUGUGAUGGUGACGAGAAAGGUCUGUCCUCUCAAGAGACUGGGCUGGCCCAGGAGUGGACCUCGGCGGACGUAGAUGACGGGUCAGAGGACUCGCAGGGCUUUGUGGAGUGGUCAAAAGCUCCACAACAAACGACCAUAGUCUUGGUAGUGUGUGUCCUGUUUUUGUUCCUGGUUUUAACAGGGAUGCCUAUGAUGUUUCACAUUUAACUAUAAUGGUGGCUAUUGUUUUGAAAUAAAUGGCCUGCUUCUUGUUAAGGAAAUAGUUAAAAAUCAGGAAUAGUAUUGAAUAUUAGCAAAUGCCUUUUAAACAUCCAUCAAGAUGCUUUUUUUUUUUGUAUUUAACCUUUUGUUAUGAGGUUUUACAUUAUUUCAUUGAACUUAAGACAUCACUGAUUGUAAAACACAUAUUGCUUUAUAUACCACUGAGAAAGAAAAAACAUGCUUCUUAAUUGUAAGAUGCCACCAGCUGGAAGAUGUAUCCGGACUUCAGAGACGAUGAAAAAAUGUGCAAUUUAGGACUGAUGAAAUCUGUUCGAUUUCUUAAUAUCAAAUCCUCUUUGUAUUCUUAGGGUUGUGGUACACUAGUCUUUUCAGAUACUGAAUCUUAUUUCUUGAUAUUUUAUGUAUGAUUCUUCACUCUAUCUUCACAUGUAAGAUUGGUGCUAUCUUUGUCAAGUUUUGGUAACAUGGCUAGGCUUACAUCAUUGAAGGACAUAACCUUUAUUGUCUUCUAAGCUUUAGAAUAGUUUCUGUAACUUAAGUAUCACUUCCUUGACAUUUUGAAGAAAUUCACCAGUAAGGCAAUCAGGGCCUGGAGGUAUGGAGAGGGAGUUUCAGCUGAAUUCUUGGGCAGCUUUCUCAGUUUCUUCUCAUGUUACCAGUUUAUUAUAUUUCAUUAAUUUUGAUGAUUUAUAGUGUUUUUUAUGCUUAGAAAAUUCUCCAUUUCAUUGAACUUUUCAGAUUAUGAAUACCAUUCUAUAAUUAAAUGAAAAUCUUCUCUUUAUUUUGUUCUAUCUCCUUUCUUCCUUUCAACUUCUGCUUGUGGGUUUACCCAUUAGUUUUGUCAAAGUUUUAUCCAGUUUACUAUUGCUUUUCCAAAGAACCAGCAUUAGAAUUUAUGUAUAUCCAUAUUUCUCUAGUUUGUAAUUUGUUUUUCAAUAAUAUGUAUUAGGCUCAUUUUUUAUUUCUAUACCUUGUCUGUUUUUAUGUUGAAUAAUUCAUUUAUAAUCUUUUUUUUACAAAAUUAUUUGCCAAAAUAGUAUACUUCAUAAUAAAUAUACUUCUGAUUAUAGCCUUGGCCACAUUUUAAUUUGAUAAUUUGUGUUCCUGUUUGUUGUUGUCUAAAUGUUAUAUCGUAGUGUUUAUAAAGAGUGCUUUGAAACUCUGAUCAGGUUUAUUUAAAAAUAGUUUUACUGAUUUACUGCACUGUGAACAAAGAAUGUGGCCUCUAAUAUAUAUGCUUUCAAAAGCUUUUUAAAAGCUCUUACUGUGGCCUACAACGUGUCCAGUGUUUGUACAUGUUUCACGGACAUUUAAGACGAAUGUGUAUUUUCAGUCUGUAGAAUUCAGAAUUCUACAUGUCUGUUGAUGAAUUCAGUCUUAUCAAUGAUAUUGCGUAGGUUCAUAUGUUAAUUUUGCCUCACCUUAUCUGUCAAAAACCAAUAAGGUUAUGUGAAAAUCUGUUAGUAUGACUAUGUUUGUCAAUAUAUUUUGUAUAAACUUUGCUUUAUGUAUUCAGUCACUAUGUAAUUUGAUGCAUAUGAGGUACAGCACUGUUAUGUCUUUGCCAAUUAAAGGGUAUACGUACACCACCAAGCACAAUGCCGGGCAAUAGUAGCCAUGCAAUAAACAUUAGUUUAAACCUGA
Messenger RNA from Acinonyx jubatus (cheetah), 2752 nucleotides. It is a transcript of the gene SMIM17, whose product is annotated as small integral membrane protein 17. The record is from RefSeq and is a predicted model, not a curated record. NCBI's taxonomy places the organism in Eukaryota, Metazoa, Chordata, Mammalia, Carnivora, Felidae. The transcript has 5 exons. Bases 743 to 1093 code for a protein of 116 amino acids.